This is a messenger RNA of Rhipicephalus microplus (southern cattle tick), 9153 nucleotides long. RefSeq names its product ubiquitin carboxyl-terminal hydrolase 24-like. Gene Ontology annotation, cellular component: nucleus; cytosol. Gene Ontology annotation, molecular function: cysteine-type deubiquitinase activity; protein binding. NCBI's taxonomy places the organism in Eukaryota, Metazoa, Arthropoda, Arachnida, Ixodida, Ixodidae. Gene Ontology annotation, biological process: protein deubiquitination. The record is from RefSeq and is a predicted model, not a curated record.
UCCUAAAAAGCGUUGCCGAGCGAAGAAUGCGCAUGGUUCCUUGUGUUUUCGGUCGACCCCGUUUAAUUUGACCGCAGCCCACCCUGCUGUCGUGUUUGCGGGACCGACGUUACCCAGCUUUCGCCUCCGCGAACGUCAUCCGUCGUUGUCCGCGCCUCAACUUCGCCGCCGUGGCAGCUCCCCCUCCCCACGCCAUGCCCCCCCGUGUCCAGGCGAGGAUCGCUGGUGGACGUCGUCCUGCGUCAAUCAUCGGCGGCGGCGGUGCUUACCGAUCAUGAGGCGUCACCGCCCGUCAACGACGGCUCGCGAAACCUGUGAGAGCCGGCGUCACGGUGUCUGACGCGCCCGCGUAGUUGACUUACGCGUCUAUUUACAUCACCGUCGGUGUCAUUUCGGAACUCGGUUGAUUUCCCUUCUCGCCAUGGAUCAGACGGAGAACAACGUUCAGACCUUGUACAGCAUGGGAUUCGUGGACAUCGAGGAGAUCAGGAACGCUCUGCGCAUGAGCCAGAACGACCUGAGUGAGGCGGUGGCCAUCCUGACCAACGAUCAGGUGCGAUACGGACCCUACACAAGCGCCGGCACGUCGGAAGACGUCGAGAUGAAGGACGUCACGUCGACCGCGCUCGUGCCCACCGCAGCCCCGCCUCCCUACAACUCGCUGCCGGACGCCAAGCCGUGCUCUCCCAAGCCGGACUAUGGAAACUCUGCGUUUCCCCAGGCAAACCUGUACGAGCUGGAGCAGCGUGUGUUUGUGGACCAGUGGUCCAUCCCGUACAAGAAGGACGAGUCCCUCGCCAAGUGCCUAAUUGCAGCUACAAACCUGGCCAAAGAAGGUCAAUGCGAAUCAAACUCCGACUGUAGGAACUUCAUGGAGUCAUGCAUGCCUGAGUGCUUUCGCAAGCUCCUAACUGCACUUGCAGUCCGCAACUGGCAACCGGAUGUUCAGGAGGGCGUGUACAACAUGCUGAUGCUACUUAUUGACCUGACGGUCGAGCGUCUCAGCUACAAUCCCGUCCCUGAGAAGCUUCUCUCUAUUGUGCUGACUAUGGCCUUUGAUCCCGAGGCCGAGUUUCAUGUCAAGAACAAAAGCCGGCUAAGCACACUAGAGCAAGGGCUUGUAGUCUAUGCAAAAUCAAGGGUUUCCCUGGAUCCUUACGGUUGGCUUUUAGAUGUCAUUAACAAGUUCGGGAGUCGAGGUGGCUUUGAUAAGAUACUGACCAAGUUUGGAGAAAACCUCACGGCAAAUGAGAUGGCUGCCCUGCUGAAUCCUUUAGCCGUGUGUGCCCAGUUCCUCAACCCGGACACAACCUGCUCGCUUCUUUCGCCCUGCAUGAAUAAGGCCAUCAGCUACAUCAAGGGGCUCACGGAUGACGACCUCAAAAACAAGAACAUUGGUUCAGUGACUGAGCUGCUGAAGGCGGUGAAGAUGCUGUGCGUCUACCUAUGGCCUCAGGAGAUUGCGAGCACGAGCACGCUGUGUCUCGAUGUUAUCCUGCGCAUGCUCAAGUGCUCGCACUUCAACGCCCGCAUGAAUGGUCUCAAGGAGUUAAUCAAGCUCAUUGACGACUGCUCAGCGACAGGUGCAUCAUCAAAGGCAGCCAUCGAUGCUGAGCAGCUACAGAAUUGGAUGGCAGAAAACAACGUCCUCUCCAUCACACUUGAGAGCAACAUAGAUCAGGCUCAGUACAUGGACAAGAUAAAGAGUAUAAUUGAGUUUGUUGGGCAGCGACUUUCUAUCGAGGAAUUGACGAAGAUUUGGUCCAUGCAGGACCGGCAGAACUGCCAGGUGGUGGACAACAUUCACGGCAUCAUGGCAGCCGCGUCGACAAAGUUCAGCCAACAGCAGUUCGAUCAUCUCCUCACCCUAAUUAGCAAGGCUUGGAGGGGCAGCAGCGACAUCACGUGGCGGCGCCUUCUCACCUUCAUUGGCAAGCUCGGCAAGGAGAGCAACCAAGGGAAGGUCUCCACCAAGCUGCUCGACCUUCUGUGGGAGCUCUUGCACCUCAACUCGCUUCCCCAGGCCCAUGUUGAGCAGUUUGUCGAGGAGUUCUUCAGCAUCCUCUCCGAGAUGGGCAACAGAGACAGCGCGAAACGCCAAUACGUCACCCGCUGCGUUGAUGACAUUAAGAAGAACAUGUGUGUGAUUCCUGCUCUGAAAAUGUUGCGGCACAUCAGCGGAGCCAAGGGAUCAGCUGGUAGCAAAGGUCCACCUUACAAGCAAGACAAGUUCAUCUUCUCUGAGCUGAACAGGAGCCACGAAGUUGUCAAGCUGGUCUCAACCAGCCUGGCGACGUGCCACCGCGAUGCUGUGAAACUGGCCAACGGCAAGUCGGCCCUGCCCCUCGUGCUGGUUGACGGCAUCUAUUCGCAUAAAGAGCACGUGAUGGCGCACCUAGACUUCCUCCAGUUCCUCCUUAAGGACGGAUCCCAGUACCUGCCUUGGAAUCGGGCCAGGGAAAUCUGGGACACGCUAGUCACCAAUCCGGAUGCCUGUAGCUCAGACCGAGAGAUGUGCUUCGAGUGGUUUGAAAAGUGCCUUCCAGACCUCGAAUCCGAGACCCAGUCUCUGCUGUUUCAACACAAGUUACUCAAGAUGGAGCCCUCCCAAGUCAGCUCGAAAGCUUUUUCAUGUUUCAAGACCUACUUCGAGCACGUCAACAUCCAUGAGAGUAAACUCAAGAAGCGGCCUGGUGUCUUGAUAGUGGAGAAGCUGGAGCUGUCCGGAAUCGACUUCCUGUGGCAGAUUUCGCUGGCCGCACCCGAAGAGGAGAUUGCCGAGAUGGCCAUCGACUUCAUCCUCGACCUCUCCUACAAGUACCUGUCGCCUAGGCUCAAAAAGGACGUUGUAUCUCUUCAUCACCGCUUCAUCAAUGAGUGCUACAACAGGCUGAAGGCAGUGGCAGAAACCAUUGGGGACACUGCCAUGACAACGGCCGUGUCCAAUGCCACCAAGACGUUGACCGCUAUGGCGGUGUCAGAGGCCAUAUCCUUGUCUUUGCCAAAACGGACCAACAGGUCGCAAAACAUCUGCCGUCUGUUACACCUGGCGGAGCGGUACAUCUCAUCCAUCGAAGGACAGCACUCGGUGCCGAGGGUAAUUCUGCCUCACGGUGCGUCUUUCUACGGCUUUCCGGUCACCCUGUGCAUCGUAAGUGACACCAUCAAGGACACCGUCAAGAUACGGUGCCACAGCAAUGCCACUGUGGGCUCCAUGAAAGAGACAGUGGCCCGGCUUUUCAAGCAAAUCCCCACCAACCUGCAGAUUUCCAUGGAUGACAUUCCGCUUCCAAGCACAGAGGACCAAAAGAGGCUGUCGCAGUACAAACUCAAGGACAACCAGAAGAUCCAUGUGAAGGUCGUCGGCAGUGGACUAAUCCUGCCAUCCGAAAUUGAGGAAGACUCGGUUGUUCCACUGGCCACGUCUCAAAUGUCUACGAUGCCAGCCGCAACUGCCUCUCCCUCAGCUGGUCAGCAGCCAUCGUUUUAUCUGGAGCAGGAGAAGCAGCUUCCUGGUGUGGUCAUAUCAAGUGGCGGCAACGUGUUCGAGAUGUUGUACCAGUUGGCAAGCAUGGACGAUCCAAGGAUAGCUGAACAGGUUCAGACGCUGCUGCACCUGAUUCCUGCUGACCCUGCAGUGAUCGAUGCGCUCGACCAAAUCUGUAUGAAGUCCUCUUCAACAACACCACCUGUGCCGCCUCCCAGGCUGUCGGGCAGUCCCAAGAAGAGCGGUUCCCCAGCACCGAGGGAGAAGACACCGGUCGAAGGGUCGGACGUCGUGCUCCGCAGGUUGCUCGACCCAAACGGGAGAAACCCUUUUCGCCUGCUGUACAACCUGCAGGUUCUGAGUGCCCGGUUGAUGCCAACCAACCAGGAUGCUUGCUCCAACGUGUUCUGCGAGAACUUCCUCCAGGCAGGCGGACUCUCCCACGUGCUUCGGGUGCUGCACAGGGAUGGCCUUCCCCAGGACGUGGACUACGCCGUGCGCCAGGGCAUCUACUUCACUGCACUGCAAAUAACUAGGUUCCUAAUUUGUGGCCAGAACGUCCCACACGCUCUGCAAAGUUCGUCUACGUCGUCCGUGUCGACGACUUGUGGCGCGCCGUCGCCCGUGAAACCCACUACGCCAAAGAAGCUGCAGGUAGACCUGGUGCGAAUGACCCCUUUUUCAACUUUGACACCUAUCAUCAAGUCUAUGAGCCGUGCCUUGCUCGAAGAGGUGGUUGAUACGCUGGUGCGCGUGGCGUGGGCAGCUGCGGCGGGUCAGCUACGCCUGACCAACUCGCCGUUGCCCACCCGGGAGGGCACUCACUUUGCGGCCACGACGGCGGGACGGCGAAGCCGCCAGAGCAGCACAGGCAGUGCUACCAGCAGUGGCAGCGACGGUGAGAGCUCGCUCGGCCUUCACGGUGGCAUCUGUGUCAGUCAGGACACGGUGGAUCGCAAGGAUGCACUCCUGGCUCAAGAGGCCCUCAGCUUUCUGUUCUCCUGCUUGGAGCUCAGGGAGGACGUUUCUGCCUGGUUCUGUGAGCUCCCUUGUGUGCGUGACUUUGUGCUGGACGUGCUGCUGGGCUGCGGCAGCGAGGAAGUGAGAUGUGCGGCACGCGACGGUCUGCACCGGCUGAGCCGCACUGUUGGCCAGACCCCCUUGCGGCCGUUCCUGCUGCAGCUGCUGCUCAAGGCGCAUCUGCCACUCUGGGUGCCAUCGAGCUACACCCGAGGCUCUAACCAGAGGUUACUUGGGCAAUGUGUCGAGUACUUCGACCUUGCCUGCCGGCUCCUGGCUGACUCCAAAGGUGACGCACCCGUGGACGUCGCGCAGAUGCUCGAGGACGAGAUCGCCUGGCUACACAGUUUCUCGCCGUCCGACAGCCCGCACGACCGCAGCAUGGACGCCACGCUCAUGACGGGCCACUUUCACCUCGUCCGCACGCUGGUCGCCUGCAACGGCGACGAGCGCAAGGCUGACGUCGGCCAGAGCCUCGUGGCCACCCUGCUCGAGUCAUACUUGUUUCCGGCCUCGAGCCUCAUCGAGAAGAGCGCCAAGGGUGACACGCCCGAGCCCGCCGUCAAGCCCAAGUGCGCCGCCGCCGAGCCUCGCACCGCCGCCUUCAGCGUCCUCGUCGAGCUCGCUCGCUGCUGCCCGACCAACCUGGAAAGGAUUGUUCGGUGGCUCGUCGACAGGCACCAUCAGCUCAAGUCUGAGCUCAUCAAGGAGUUCGAAUACGAGCCGCUGAUUGCGGGGCGUGCCGAGAGCGGCUAUGUGGGGCUCAAGAAUGCCGGUGCCACCUGCUACAUGAACUCAGUGCUGCAGCAGCUGUUUAUGCAGCCAGGGCUUCAGGAGGCCGUGCUCGCCAUCGAUUCGGACAAAGUCGAGGAAGAAAGCCUGCUGUUCCAGACGCAGUCAGUGUUUGGCCACCUGCUCGAGUCCCAGAUGGAGUACCACGUGCCGGAGCAGUUCUGGCAGUGCUUCCGGCUGUGGGGUGCACCCGUCAACGUGCGCGAGCAGCAGGAUGCCUUUGAGUUCUUCAACCACCUGCUGGAUCAGGUGGACGAGUACCUCCUCAAGAUCGGCUGCGACCCCGUCUUCAAGCCCUUCUACGAGGGAACUUUCUCUGACCAGAAAAUAUGCCAGGGAUGCCCUCACAGAUAUGAACGUGAGGAGACCUUCUUGGCCCUCAACUUGCCCGUAAAGAGCCAAAGCCUAAAGGAGUCCCUAGACCAGUUCGUCAAGGGAGAGCUGCUGGAGGGUGACAACGCAUACUUGUGCGAGAAGUGUGGCCAGAAGCGUAAUACAGUCAAGCGAACAUGCAUCAAAAGGUUGCCCCAAGUGCUGGUCAUCCAGCUGAAACGGUUUGGCUUUGACUGGGAGGCCAACCGGGCGGUCAAGUUUGACUACCACUUCAAGUUCCCAUGGUCCCUGGACAUGUCUCCGUACACCCUCCACGGGGUCAUGGAGCAGGAAGGCCGCUCAGCAGGCGGAGGGGACCCCUUGGACGAAGUGUUCAGGCGGCCUCCGCCGGCAGUUUAUGACCUGGCCGGUGUCGUGGUGCACAACGGUCAGGCCAGCGCUGGUCACUACUACUCGUACAUUCGUGAACGCAGGAGUGACCCCAGGUAUGUGGCUCGCAAGAACACCUGGUACAAGUUCAACGACACAACGGUGGAGCAGUUUGAUCUGAACGACUCGACGCUCGAAACUGAGUGCUUCGGUGGCACCUACAAGGCUAAGGUUUCAGACUCUGCAUCGUGUUAUCCCGAGACUCGGCAGCGCCACUGGAAUGCCUACCUUCUCUUCUACGAAAAGCAGGAGGACUCACGGACACCUCGCACGCCACACAAGACGCCCGGCCGCUUCUCAUUCCGCAGGGACCCCAAGGACCCGACGCCGGUCAAGUCAGCAGUGCGGCGCACGCCCAGUGCGUCAUCGGCGGCCGGCACUGCCCGCCAGCGCGGGGACAGCCUUAGCCAGCUGACGCGGCUGGUGGAUCACGGGGAGCGGCAGGGCUGGUUCCCGUCCCACAUGCCCCCACAUAUUGGCCAGCAGGUGCGAGAGCAGAACCUCCAGUUCGCUCGCAACCGGGACGUCUACAACACGCACUACUUCGAUUUUGUGGCCUCCCUCACAUCUAUCAACCUGGACAACAUGCAGCACCCGGACUAUGAGCAGCUCAUGGUGCAGAGCCUCAACCUGGCGGUGAACUUCUUUCUCAACACCUACCUCAAGUACAAGAUGAAGGACAGCUCGGUGGUUGGCGAGUGGGUCAAGUGCAUCGAGACCAUCAUGUCACUGAGUGAGGCUGCUGCAUCGUGGCUCCUCAAGUACAUCGCCAACGCAGGCCAAAGUGUCGUCAAGCUGUACCUCCUGGAGUGCCUCAACAAGGAAGUGAGGCACACGUUUGCCCAGAUCCUGGAGAAGGCGCUGGUCUUCUGCCACAAGCUUGAAGGGAGUCGGGUCGAUCUAGAUGUGGUGGGUGCCUGCCUGAUCAACCUCCUGGACCAGGAUGUCGCUGACAACUGCUGGCACUCAUCGCAGUACUUUGGCCUGCUCAGCAACUAUGCACAGCUGGGUUCGAAAGCGUGCCUGCAUCUUUUCAAUCUGGGUGCCUUUGAGAAGCUGAUGGCCUUCCUUUUGGGACCUCUUAGUGCCAAUAUGGACUCAGAGGAUUUUUUCACCCGGCGUUGGAGCCACACGCAAAUCCAUGAGUUUGGGUACCUGCACAGCACCUUGAUCCACCUGAUUCUUGCCUGCGACCUGAGCUGCCUUCACACAUGUGAGCCGUCAGAAGAAUACCCCCAGCCAUCUGAUCUCCUUCCAAUGCCAGAGCUGGUACGCAAAGCGCUGUCUGGACCAGGGGCAUGUCGGUACCUGCGAGAGGUUGUGUCAGCCUGCCGGGAGACGACGGGCUUCAUGGACACCCUCGUGCAGCUGGUUGUGCAGGGCAGCUUCUGCAAUGAGCCUUUCUCGAGCCUUGUUAUUCGACUCAUUAUGACUCAGUACUCCACGGUUCCAUCAAACGAGCUUAAGAACCUUUCACAGCUUCUCUUAGAAUUGAUGAAAGUGGAGGACCCUCUUCAGUUCAGCCGGAUCAAGCUGGUCAUCGACGGCUCACGGGAGGAGAAGGCUGAGUUUGAUGGGCUGCUAGAAAUCAUCAAGUCCAACCAGAACAACGACAGCCGCCGGUCAUAUCAGGGUGUGAAGUUCCUCGUCACCAUGGCCCAUAGGUGUCAACACGCCAAGGACUACCUGCUACAGGCCCCGCCCACGUGGCAGUGGUCUGUGAACUGGCUGAAGCAGACCAUGUCUGAGUUCAACACCCAGUGGAGCAGCAACACCUCUAACGAGGACUCCAACACCAAGACCUUUCAGCGGACCAUCAGUGCCCAGGACACCCUUGCGGAAGCAACGGCGCUGCUCACCGAACUGUCUUCGCCGGAGGCAGCCGAACUCGGCAUGGAGAUGGACCAAGACGACGCGGAGGACGAGGACUCGCGGUUGAAGAGGACGCGAGGCUUGGAAGACGUGUUCAACUACGUCGAGGUCAAACCUGAGUGAUAGCCUUGUGCAGUCCCAGUUCUGCACUGCUGCAACGCUGUAAAGAAGUGAAUACAUCGCCAUGCCCAAUGCCCUACACUCCCCCUUGGAGCUGGGUGAAUUUGGUCGUUACACCACCCAGGUCCACCAAGCCGGGAAGCACGGGCAGUGGCGGCAGCAGCAUUCCUACAGGACUUGGCAAGCAUGUUGCAUUGCCUUAUGCAAAGACUAGCCGUCAGCAAAAGGAGUGUUGGGAGUAUAGUACCUGCUUUGCGAGAAUGUCGCGAUGGAUUUUUUUAGAGUUUCAUGCGUGCGUGUGGCAGUGCAUAUCAAGUAGGGCAAUUUUGUGCCUAGUUAUUUCAGCAGGUCGACCUCCCACCCUCACCCCCUUUUCUGUAGAGUUGUCCUCGAGUCUGCCUUCUAGGCUGCGUGUUUCUACUGUGGUGAGUUGCUCUCGAGCAGCUUCAGUGUUGCAUGCGAUGACAUCUGUGAGCGACCAUGAAACUGCAAGUGUGCCCUAAUGAAGCUGUGUGUGUGUGUGUGACAUGCGUCACUCAUAUGAUUCUGUGUGGAUGGUAAUGUUUGAUUAUGCCUUUCUUUUUUUUUUUGCUGUUUUUGCCAUUUGACAAUGCCAUUAGUGAGGCGUAGUGCCUGCUCAUGUUUUGCUACUAGUAAUGUUCUGAGUGAUGCUGCAAUCGGACGUGUUAUCCCUUGUGAGAACGGUAGGUUCAGACACUGGGCAUAUUCAGAAUGCCCGUCAUACCCAGUACACCCAGUGCCCGUCAUGCUUCGCCACUGGAUGUAUUCGGGUUGCUUAGAGGCGUCUGGUGGUCGAUGUGUGUAUUGCGCAAAGGCAAGACCAAGUUCUUUGAGGUUCUCAGUCAUUGGUGAGAUUUGGGGGCCAGUGUUGGCACGCUUGUACUAGUAAUGAUGUAUUCAAGACUGGCCACUGCCAUACGCAUAAACACCGGGCACACCUCAAUCAUGUCUGCAACCGUGAUUCUUCGUUGACGCGCGCAUUGUACUACGUGGAUGUUGAAGGGCUCCAUUAGAGGCACGCAGAUCAAGGUAAAAGAACCCUUUCAUUUUUUUUUUGCAAUAAAUGGCACGCACAUGGA